AUGUCUGGCAGAGGCAAAGGCGGGAAAGGGCUCGGCAAAGGAGGUGCCAAGCGCCACCGCAAAGUGCUGCGCGACAACAUCCAGGGCAUCACCAAGCCCGCCAUCCGUCGCCUGGCUCGGCGCGGCGGUGUCAAGCGUAUUUCUGGCCUCAUCUACGAAGAGACCCGUGGAGUGCUGAAGGUCUUCCUGGAGAACGUGAUCCGCGAUGCUGUCACUUACACUGAGCACGCCAAAAGGAAGACUGUGACAGCUAUGGACGUGGUCUAUGCACUCAAGCGGCAGGGACGUACCCUGUACGGCUUCGGCGGUUAAAGCUUUUUGCUCCCACACCAUCUCGAGAAUCCAAAGGCUCUUUUAAGAGCCACAUACAUUUUCCGUAGAAGAGCUGUUGGCACUGUUUUAUUG
This is a messenger RNA of Dryobates pubescens (Downy woodpecker), 405 nucleotides long. RefSeq names its product histone H4. Gene Ontology annotation, biological process: nucleosome assembly. The transcript has a single exon. Gene Ontology annotation, cellular component: nucleosome. Gene Ontology annotation, molecular function: structural constituent of chromatin; DNA binding; protein heterodimerization activity. The record is from RefSeq and is a predicted model, not a curated record. Lineage: Eukaryota; Metazoa; Chordata; Aves; Piciformes; Picidae. The coding region runs from base 1 to 312 and encodes 103 amino acids.